This is a messenger RNA of Triticum turgidum subsp. durum (durum wheat), 285 nucleotides long. NCBI's taxonomy places the organism in Eukaryota, Viridiplantae, Streptophyta, Magnoliopsida, Poales, Poaceae. The record is from the annotation of a GenBank genome assembly.
AUGAUGGCCUGGUGGCGGAAGAAGGUCGUCUUCCCCGCGCGCCGCGCGCUCGCCGCCGUCUCCACCCGCGUCCGCUCCCGCAAGACAGGCGGUGGAGGCAGCAUACUGAAGCUUCAUGAGGACGUGCAGACCUGUGGAUACAAGGACGUGCAGGUGAUGUUCGAGAUGCUGACGUCGGAGCUCGAGGACCCCAAGAGGCGCAAGCAACAGCAGACGGCCUCCUGGAGGCCGCCCUCAGCGUGGCCCAGCCGGUCAUCGUCGUCGAUCGCGGCCGCGGCGCAGUAG